Molecule: messenger RNA, 1117 nt
Organism: Teleopsis dalmanni
Lineage: Eukaryota; Metazoa; Arthropoda; Insecta; Diptera; Diopsidae
Product: dynein heavy chain 3, axonemal-like
Exons: 8
Coding region: 170-1117 (315 amino acids)
Biological process (GO): microtubule-based movement
Cellular component (GO): dynein complex
Molecular function (GO): ATP binding; dynein intermediate chain binding; dynein light intermediate chain binding
Source: RefSeq, a predicted model, not a curated record
UUUAUUCUUUGCAAGAUUCUUUUUCUUGUCUAAUGAUGAAUUACUGGAAAUUUUAUCGGAGACAAAAGAUCCACAACGUGUACAACCACAUUUGAAGAAAUGUUUCGAAGGAAUUGCUACUCUUACAUUCGAUGAGAAUGGUAUAAUCACUGAACUGGUUUCCGAAGAAAUGGAACGUGUUUCACUAGUGCGUAAAAUUAAUCCAGCCCUUGCUAAUGGUUUAGUGGAAAUGUGGUUAAAAGAAGUCGAAGGUGCUAUGUUGGACAGUGUUCUUAAUCAAUUAAAGAAAGCUUGGGAAGAUUAUUACCAAGGUGAUCGUGUUGGAUGGGUGACAUCAUGGCCUGGACAAGUCGUACAAGGUAUAUCAUGUAUGGCUUGGACUUACGAGGUAGAGGAAGCCAUAGAAAAGAAGUCACUACCAGCAUAUGUUGUAAAAAGUACUGCACAAAUUGGUGAUCUCGUACGAUUAGUGCGUUUAGAUUUAAAGAGUGGACUUCGUAUAACUGUUGAGGCUCUUAUUGUUCUAGAUGUACAUGCUCGAGAUGUUGUAAAGGCCAUCAGUGACUUAAAUGUAUUAUCAAUACAUGAAUUUGAUUGGAUAUCACAGCUCCGAUAUUAUUGGCAUGAAAAUGAGAAAAAAGAAGAAUACGUCUGUGUCAGUAUGGUUGUAACAGAUGUUAAAUAUGGUUUGGAAUACCUUGGCAAUUUACCGCGUUUGGUUGUUACUCCAUUGACCGAUCGUUGUUAUAGAACUUUGAUGGGUGCGCUAAAACUAUGUUUAGGAGGUGCACCAGAGGGUCCAGCUGGCACUGGUAAAACCGAAACAUGCAAAGAUUUAGCCAAAGCCGUCGCUAAGAAAUGCGUAGUUUUCAACUGUUCCGAUGGCUUAGACUACAAGGCUUUAGGAAAGUUCUUUAAGGGAUUGGCACAAUCUGGCGCUUGGGCAUGCUUCGAUGAAUUCAAUCGAAUCGAAUUGGAAGUAUUGUCUGUAGUAGCGCAGCAAAUUUUAACCAUACAACGGGCGAUCGGAAGAAAAGUUGUGAAAUUCUUCUUUGAAGAUACAAUGUUGCGUUUGGAUCCAACUUGUUCCAUAUUCAUAACCAUGAAUCCAGGGUAA